This is a messenger RNA of Brassica napus (rape), 677 nucleotides long. RefSeq names its product SOSS complex subunit B homolog. Gene Ontology annotation, cellular component: SOSS complex. Gene Ontology annotation, molecular function: DNA binding. The record is from RefSeq and is a predicted model, not a curated record. NCBI's taxonomy places the organism in Eukaryota, Viridiplantae, Streptophyta, Magnoliopsida, Brassicales, Brassicaceae. Bases 148 to 576 code for a protein of 142 amino acids. Gene Ontology annotation, biological process: response to ionizing radiation; mitotic cell cycle checkpoint signaling; double-strand break repair via homologous recombination. The transcript has 2 exons.
CGUUCAGACAUUUCUCUCUUCUCAGAUUAGAACUUUCGCCAUCUUCGAUCCUCUCCCUUCAUCGGUGUUUCAUCCAUCUCUAGAGUCGGUUCGAAGGACCUCUGUCUCUCUGCUACAAACAGGACAUUGUAACGAUUUUCCGACAAGAUGCACGCGUUUCUCAAGGACAUAGUUCCCGCGGCGCAGAACAACAUAAACACGCGUUUCAUCAUCCUCGACAAAGCAAGAUCAAUAUCAUCACCCCCAGCCACGAGCGGGAAGAGCUGCAUCGCGUUAGCUGCGGAUGAAACGGCGGCGGUUCACAUACAGCUGUGGGGAGACGAGUGCGACGCGUUCGAGGCGGGAGAUAUCGUGAAGCUCACCAAUGGGAUAUUCUCGUACGUGCGGAACGGUGGGUUACUUCUCAGAGCUGGAAAACGCGGGAAGAUGGAGAAGGUGGGUGAGUUCGCGGUUGCGUUUGUCGAAACGCCAAACGUUAGUGAGAUCCAGUGGAGUCCUGAUCCGGAGAAUCCCAAACGCUAUAUUCAGAACGGCGUCGUCUCGGCUUAUUCCCGUAUUUUCCCUCCUUUGCCUUGAAUUAAAAAAGAUUUGUAUAAACACUUUAAACAAGACAUACGAAUGAUAAAUCAAAUAUUUGUACAUGUUUAAAGAUGAAUCAAUGGUUAUUUUACGAGUAA